AUGAAAAGAAGAGUAAGAACAUUACUAAUUGUUUCUAUUCUUCCCCGUCAUGUAUCACCCUUACUAUUCUUUCCCAUCAUGUAUCACCCUUUCUAUAAACUAUAAAAACACUUCAUUGUCUUCAAGAAGGGAACGCCCUAAUCAUUGUCCUCAGUUCUCUUGUAGAUCAUCUUAUUAUUACCCGAAACUUAUCCUAAUAAACUUUGUAACUAUUUGUUGGCGAUUCGGAGCAACAAAUUUGUGGUGACCCCGACGUUCAACCCUCGAACCCGACGUUCAACCCUCGAACUCCACCGUACACACACGAAGGUAGGUAACCAAUUUUCCGAUUUUUAAAAAUUUUGUUUGAAAUUUUCGCGUUAAAAUUUUUCGAAAUUUUUAAAAUUUUUUUUCCUUUUGCAUAUUUCCAUUUUAUUGCAAAAUUUUGUUCGGUUAGUAUUUUUCCGCCCCCCCCCCAUUACGCACAAGAGUGCGAAAAAUGUUUAAGAAAGUUUAGGUAGGUACCCCUAAAAUCCUAAACAGAGUAUAGGACCACAGAACAUUUUUGGGUAAUUUAGUUGAAGACUAAACCUCAUAAGUUAGGUAAUACUCUAAAACACCUCAAGUUUUAAAAUAUUUGACCUUUUCUCUCUCCCUAUAGUGCAAAUAAAAGUCAAAAAACUAUGUCUAGUAAAAUCCGGCGAGUUAUAGGGACCACUAAGCGUAGGCUUAAGGAUAAUUUAGUUAGGUACAAUGGUAUUAAAGCAUCUUUAAACUAUGAGACUGACGAAAUAAAUGACGAUGAACUUUAUGAUAUCUUAGAACGUUCCACUGAUAUUUUUGAUAAAUUGUCUAAAAAUGUUCAAAUCCUAGAACAAAAUCAUCAUGAUUAAUUAGAUAUCAUAAGUCAAAAUCCCGCUGAGAAUGAGGUUUUCCAUGAAUAUACCAAAAAAUACGGCGAUUAUUUUGAAGUUUUAGAAAAUGCGAAAAAUGCUAUAGAUGACCUUGCGCGCCAUAUACCUAAGUUUAAAGAAGUGGCUGUACUAAGAUUAGAAUUUAGUAGGACCAGCCAGCGAUCAACCACAUCCCCGUACCACCUGCGUCCCGCCACGAAAUCAAGCCGGCCUUGGCGUUCUGCCUCUCUGGAUCCAAUACGGUCAACGACGUGGACAGCGAGAGGAGUAG
Messenger RNA from Bursaphelenchus okinawaensis, 1164 nucleotides. The record is from the annotation of a GenBank genome assembly. Lineage: Eukaryota; Metazoa; Nematoda; Chromadorea; Rhabditida; Aphelenchoididae.